Molecule: messenger RNA, 2561 nt
Organism: Phoenix dactylifera (date palm)
Lineage: Eukaryota; Viridiplantae; Streptophyta; Magnoliopsida; Arecales; Arecaceae
Product: casein kinase 1-like
Biological process (GO): protein phosphorylation
Molecular function (GO): protein kinase activity; ATP binding
Source: RefSeq, a predicted model, not a curated record
ACAAAAAAAAUCACUCAGCCUUUUAGCCAUUGUCUCCGCGCUCGCUCGUCUACCUCUCCGUCGUUCUCCUUUCUUCUCUUUCUCGCGCUCCUCUUCGGACCGCGUCACGAAGAUUUUGGAGGAAAUUUUUGUCUCCGGAUCGGUGAUCUCUCUUCGUUUCUCGUUCGAAUUCGCGGGAUUCUAUCGUUUUCUUUGAUCGCAAGAACCGAUCUUCCCCUUCAGGUCCCACCAUCAUUCUUGAGGUGGCGUCGAUCUUUUCUUCAAGAACUAGAGUUUGAGUUUGGAUCUCUCGGAUUGGCGGAGUUCUGAGGGUUUGGAUCCAGCUCUGGAUUCGCUUCUAGGGUUUGAUCGGAUUUGGACGGAGGGCUUUUGUUUCAGUACGGCGGUAGCUGGGAUUUGUUGUUAGGGUUCGCUGUCUUUGGGAGGAGUGUGAUUUCUUCGUUCUUUUCGAGACGGGAGGUUGAGCGCUAGGAUUUUGGUGGUGGAUGUUGGAAUUCUUUGAGCUGGGAAGGGUCCUGAUCGUAAUCCCCCGGGUGAGUUGAUUGUAGUGGAAUCGAGGUAUAAGGCUUAGAUUUCUUGUAAUGUAGGUUGGUGGGAUCGGGAAUAGUUGAGCAUAGAAGUUCGUAGAGUUCCUUUUAGGGUUUUAUUUGGGGUGAAUUUGGAUUUCUCCAGAUUGGGAGAUCGGUUCAUCUUGUUUUGGUGCUGGGAUCAGCGGUAGCAAUCUAAGGUUUCAUCGAGAGGGUGAUCUGUUGGCAGUUGAUUUUUUGGGGGAUUUCUUGACGGAUCUUUACUCAUGGAGCAUGUCAUUGGAGGAAAGUUCAAGCUCGGGAGGAAGAUCGGCAGUGGAUCUUUUGGCGAGCUCUAUCUUGGUGUUAACAUACAGAGUGGAGAAGAAGUGGCCAUAAAACUCGAAUCCGUGAAGACCAAGCAUCCUCAACUUCAUUAUGAGUCAAAGUUGUAUAUGCUUCUCCAGGGAGGAACUGGGAUCCCGCACUUGAAGUGGUUUGGCGUGGAGGGAGAGUACAAUAUCAUGGUUAUUGAUCUUCUAGGGCCUAGCUUGGAAGACUUAUUUAACUACUGCAAUCGGAAAUUCUCGUUGAAAACAGUUCUCAUGCUUGCUGAUCAGUUAAUUAACCGAGUUGAAUACAUGCAUUCAAGGGGCUUUCUCCACCGUGAUAUAAAACCAGAUAACUUUCUUAUGGGCCUAGGUCGUAAAGCAAAUCAGGUUUAUAUCAUUGAUUAUGGCUUGGCAAAGAAAUAUAGAGACCUCCAAACUCAUAAGCACAUACCUUACAGGGAGAAUAAAAACCUGACAGGAACAGCACGGUAUGCAAGUGUUAACACUCAUCUAGGAGUCGAGCAAAGUCGGAGGGAUGAUUUAGAAUCUCUUGGUUAUGUGCUUAUGUAUUUUUUAAGAGGAAGCCUUCCUUGGCAGGGACUGAAAGCUGGCACUAAAAAGCAGAAAUAUGACAAAAUUAGUGAGAAGAAAAUGCUUACCCCGGUAGAGGUGCUGUGCAAGUCACACCCAUCAGAAUUUAUAUCUUACUUCCACUAUUGUCGAUCCUUGCGAUUUGAUGACAAGCCAGAUUACUCAUAUCUGAAGAGGCUUUUUCGAGACCUCUUUAUUAGAGAAGGCUAUCAAUUUGAUUAUGUUUUUGACUGGACCAUAUUGAAAUAUCCUCAGAUUGCUUCCAAUUCUCGAGUGCGGCAACCCAGUGGAAGAACAAGUGGAGCUGUUGGGCCUUCUCUGGAUAGGGCAGAAAGAACCUCAGGUGCAGUUGAAGCAUUCACAAGAAGAAAUGCUUCGAGUUCUGGCCAUCAUGGAGACCGCUCCAAGUAUACAACGGCAGAUGAUACACCUAUGUCAUCCAAGGAGACUCUUCACGAAACAGAAAAAAGUCGCCCAUCUUCACGCAAUGGCAGCACAUCAAAGAGGGCAGUUUUUUCAAGCAGCCGGGCAAGUUCUUCCCUCGAGCCUAGCGAGCAGCACCACAGCAGAACAAGCCGGCUGUUUUCAAGUAGCAGUAGCCGCCCAUCUAGUACACAAAGAGUUUUUCAGCCUGGGGUUGAAUCAAGGUCAUCGUUAAUUUCUCAAACUGCAGCUGUGAGAGGUUCUCGUGAUGAACCUCCAAUCCGUGGCUUUGAACUCCUAUCCAUUGGUGGGGAAAAGAGGAAGUAGGAGGACAAGCUGGUGGGUAAGAUGCUUCUUCCCCUAGGAGGGACUAGUAAUUCUUUGCCAUUUAUGAGUUUUCUUGAGCAUAGCCGAAGUUGGUUAUGUUCUGUUCAUAUUUUUUAGUUUUUGCUUGAUUGUGAUAAGAUGUACUUAUAAAGCAAAACAUCCCAGCCAUGACAUUUAUUCACAGUUUCGUGUGAUUCCUGCUAGCCAGUAAUCCACCAGAGCCUUCAUGUGAGCCGCUGAACACCUUUUUGAUUUCAUGUUGAGUCGAUGCUGCUGUUGUUCAGGGGUAAUACACCUGAAGUCUUCCAUGGACAAUUGUUUAUAUGAGACUUUCACCUUUUCAAUAAAGGAAAAAAAGGAAAGAAAAAAAAUUCUAAUCCAU